Messenger RNA from Solanum verrucosum, 2082 nucleotides. RefSeq names its product L-type lectin-domain containing receptor kinase S.6. The coding region runs from base 42 to 2081 and encodes 679 amino acids. Gene Ontology annotation, cellular component: plasma membrane. The transcript has a single exon. Gene Ontology annotation, biological process: protein phosphorylation. The record is from RefSeq and is a predicted model, not a curated record. NCBI's taxonomy places the organism in Eukaryota, Viridiplantae, Streptophyta, Magnoliopsida, Solanales, Solanaceae. Gene Ontology annotation, molecular function: ATP binding; carbohydrate binding; protein kinase activity.
CAGAAAUCAAAUUCAGAAAAUAUUCAGAAUUCAUCAUCAAGAUGCGUUUUUGUUUGCAAAAUCUCAUAAGGGUCACUCUGUUCUUCAUCUUCACCAUAAACUCACCUUCCCUUUCAGCUCCUUUCUUGCCUAUAAACAAUGUAACUCUUUAUGGCGAUGCUUCAUUCACCGCAAAAUCAAUCACCCUCACCCAAGAGCGCAACUGUUCAUCAUCAUCAUCAACACCUCCCAUUUCUGGCAUUGGAAGAGCUUUCUACACAUACCCAGUUCGUUUUCUUGAUUCCUUAACCAAUAAAACUGCUUCUUUCUUGUGUACUUUCUCUUUUACUAUACUUCCAACCCCUUCUUGCCCUUUUGGUGAUGGCAUGGCGUUUUUGGUCACUUCUGAUGUUGAUUCUUUGAGCAUCUCUGAUGGGUAUAUGGGUCUUCCGAAUCCCGACUCGGAAGAUUCGUUCUUGGCUGUGGAAUUCAAUGCCAAUGAUAACCGUAUUGGUGUUGAUACUAAAGAAAUUAGGUCUUUGGCUUCUACUAAUGUUGAUUCAGCUGGGAUUGAUUUGAAAAGUGGGAAAGAAAUGGCGGGUCGGAUUGAGUAUAAAGAUUCAGAGAAAAUGAUCAGAGUUUGGAUUGGGUAUGAACUGCAAAUUAGGCCUCCUAAUCCUGUUCUUUCUACCAGAAUUGAUGUUUCCAAUCAGUUGAAGGAGUUUAUGAGGAUUGGUUUCACUGCUAAAGGGUCUGCAGUUUAUAGCAUUAGUCGUUGGAGAUUUAGAACGUUUGGAUUGAUUUCAUCUCCAAUAUCAUCGUCUUGGGAUCAAUCCGAUGAAGGAAACUGUUUGAUGUGUUUCCCUGAGGAGGAAAUUGGUGGGCAUAUUUCUGAUUCUCAUCAUAGUAGUAGUAGUAGUGGUAGUAAAAGUUUACUGAAAUUGACUUAUGGAGGGUUAGCUGCAAUUGUCACACUUGUUGGUUGUGCUUUGUCUGUUGUGUUUGUUCUUGCGUUGAGAAGGAAAAAACGCGAUAGAGUAGGGGAGACCAAUGAACGGCAAAUGUGUAGAUUACAAGGAAAUAGAGUGCCUCAAAGAUUGUCAUUAUCUGAAAUAAAAUCAGCUACAGAAUGUUUUAAUCAUGAAAGGAUAAUCGGAGAAGGAGCAUCUGCUGUUGUGUAUGAAGGGGAAAUUCCUUCUAGGGGAUCUGUGGCUGUUAAGAGAUUUGGCCAAGGGAGUAGAUUGGGUCCUUCACAUAUUCCUUUUAAUACUGAAUUUGCUUCUAUGGUUGGCUGUUUAAGACACAAGAAUUUGAUUCAGCUUCAAGGGUGGUGUUGUGAGAGGAAUGAAUUGGUGCUAGUGUAUGAAUUCAUGCCUAAUGGUAGCCUUGACAAAAUCCUCCACGAGCGAUCGCAUUUGACUAAGUUUCUGACAUGGGAGAGAAGAUUGAACAUAGUUAUUGGUGUGUCAUCUGCUCUUAUGUAUCUUCAUGAAGAGUGUGAGAAUCAUAUAAUCCACAGAGAUGUGAAGAGUUGCAAUAUAAUGCUUGAUGCUGAGUUCAAUGCCAAGCUUGGAGAUUUCGGUUUAGCAGAGGUGUUUGAUAAUUCUAAGACAAGGGAUGCUACUGUACCAGCUGGAACAAUGGGAUAUUUUGCACCUGAGUAUGUCUAUACUGGUAUUCCAACUGUUAAAACAGAUGUGUAUAGCUUUGGUGUUGUGGUACUGGAAGUGGCAUCAGGUAGAAAGCCUAUCGACGAAGGUGGUGGUUUGAUUACUGAUUGGGUGUGGGACUUGUGGGAGAAAGGGAGGAUAACUGAGGCUGCUGAUCCUAAACUAAUGGGGCGGUUUCAGAAGAACGAGAUGGAUAGAAUGCUCAUCGUGGGACUUUCUUGUGUGCAUCCCGAUCAUGAGAAGAGACCGCGAAUGAGAGAUGUUUUCCGUAUGCUUAAAGAUGAAGCUCCACUUCUCAUUUUACCUCCAAUGAAGCCCACUGUGAGAAUUCAAUCUGUUUUACCAGAGAGCUGUGAAGAAAUCAUGAAUUGGGCUGCAAGAAUGGAGGAUACACCAUGGUCCACUCCUAGAACUCAUUUUAGCAAGAACUAGC